Messenger RNA from Zonotrichia leucophrys gambelii, 2397 nucleotides. It is a transcript of the gene SLC25A16, whose product is annotated as solute carrier family 25 member 16. Lineage: Eukaryota; Metazoa; Chordata; Aves; Passeriformes; Passerellidae. The record is from RefSeq and is a predicted model, not a curated record. Bases 81 to 1043 code for a protein of 320 amino acids. The transcript has 9 exons. Gene Ontology annotation, cellular component: mitochondrial inner membrane. Gene Ontology annotation, molecular function: coenzyme A transmembrane transporter activity. Gene Ontology annotation, biological process: mitochondrial coenzyme A transmembrane transport.
UCCGCGCUGCCCCGAGCGCCGGCAGCCGCCGCCUGAGGGAGCCGCCGCCUGAGGGAGCCGGCCCGGCCCGGCCCUGCCCCAUGGCUUCCCCGGCGGCGGCGGGGCCCGGAGCCGCGCUGCCCCCGGCCGCGGCGCGCCGAGACUUCUACUGGCUGCGCUCCUUCAUCGCCGGAGGUGUUGCAGGAUGUUGUGCCAAAACAACCACUGCACCACUGGAUCGAGUAAAGAUUUUGCUGCAAGCUCAUAACCACCAUUACAAACAUCUAGGAGUAUUUUCUACGUUGUGUGCUGUCCCCAAAAAGGAAGGGUACCUUGGGCUGUAUAAAGGAAAUGGGGCAAUGAUGAUCAGGAUCUUUCCCUAUGGAGCUAUUCAGUUUAUGGCAUUUGACCAAUAUAAAAAGGUAAUAAAGAAGCAGCUUGGCAUUUCUGGGCACGUGCAUCGGCUGAUGGCUGGAUCCAUGGCAGGUAUUACAGCAGUGAUUUGUACUUACCCUCUUGAUAUGGUUAGAGUUCGCCUGGCGUUCCAAGUAAAAGGGGAACACAAGUACAUGGGAAUUAUCCAUGCAUUCAAGAUGAUUUACACAAAGGAAGGUGGUUUGAGUGGCUUCUACAGAGGGCUGAUGCCAACUGUGGUGGGAAUGGCACCAUAUGCAGGUUUUUCCUUUUUUACCUUUGGUACCUUGAAGAGCAUUGGGCUUGCUCAAGCCCCUCAGCUGCUUGGGCGGCCGUCGCUGGAUAACCCGGAAGUGCUGGUGCUGAGGACUCACGUGAACCUGCUGUGCGGGGGCAUAGCUGGGGCCAUCGCUCAGACCGUGUCGUACCCCCUGGAUGUGACUCGGAGGCGGAUGCAGCUGGGAGCGGUUCUGCCAGACUCUGACAAGUGCCUUACCAUGGUGCAGACACUGAGAUACGUGUACCAGCAGCACGGAGUGCGACGGGGGCUGUACCGGGGGCUCUCCCUGAAUUACAUCCGCUGCAUCCCCUCCCAGGCCGUGGCUUUCACCACCUAUGAACUCAUGAAACAAUUCUUGCACCUCAACUGAUCUUUUGUUUUAGGAGACUUUUCUGUACAACUACACUAUCAAUCCUCAAAUGAUAUUGAUGAAUAAAUGACUUGAAGUUUAACAAAGAAAGCUCUCUGUUACUGCGGACCUGCUGUUGUCUGACAUCUUUAUUUGCCAAAAUGUGGUGAUUUCCUGGAGUCAGAGCCAGGGGACACAUCCACAUAAACAUGAGCUAGCUCUGAACACUUUUUUGCACUUGAUCUUUUAGGCUUCAUUAGAUGAAUUUUAGGAAUGGCACAGUUUUGGAGCUCCAUGUUUUACACAGGUUCCAAGCUGUUAUUUAGCUUUAUCACCAUUCCAGGAGUUACAUGCUGCUGAUUAUGCUGCCUUUGAAGCUAGUAAUUAGGCAUCUGUCCUUUAGAAAUGAAAUGGAAUAAACUGAUUUGAACACAAUGCAAUGGUUUUGGCACUCAGAUCCUUGCCAGGUCUGUGGAAGCUGAGCUUGGCAGAGCACACUUCAGGCAGCCUUUUGUUGUUCUGUGUGCAAGAACAGGAAUUGCUGCCCAGGAAGGGAUCUUCAGCCAUUUCAGCCACAACCAGCAGGAUGGAUUCUGCAGUAUUGGACAGCUUGGAAAUUUUGGUGUACAUUGUAUUCUAAGAAAUGCUGUACUACACAAAUAAGAGUGGGGGGAAAUUCACAGGGAUGAGUUCUAGAGAAGAUCUUGUGGCAGGUGGUGGGGGCUAAUCUCAGAAAGCUUUUCUGUGGAGCUGCAUGUUGUUCAUUUGGUGUGUUCAAGGCUGAGUAUGCUAUGAGUAUGUACUACCCCAGUACUAGCUGGUGGAAACAGGUUUUCCCUCCCUUAAACCACCGUGCCAAAGAAACUGCAUGCUGCUGCAAUUGCUUAUUUAGGCACAGGGCCCACGUGCAACCUCACACAGAAAAGGAAAUGAAGAUUGUGUUGGCCUCUGUAGGUGUGUGUGUGCUGUUUGCUCCUCAAGCAAUGGAUUAUUGCAUGUUGGCCUCCUCCUGUGAUGCCUUUUCUGAAAAGAAUUAUUUUAUACAUGAUUUACAUUGGUACUCUUGAUUUUACUCACUUGAUUCAGGAAACUGUAAAGCAUUUACUUCAUGUAAGUUAUUUAUUUAUUGUAAAUAUUUUAGUGUCUUCUCAGAAUUGGCCAAUGGUGAUGUUAAGUGCUGGAUGGUAAGACUGAUUUGCUUAAUUUUGACAAAUUUAACAAACUGGAUUUUCAGUUAUAUAUUCAAUACCAACUUCUGUGGCUCAAUUUUUCCCCCAGUUUCUUAAAAAUACGAAUUUCUUUGAAAUUGACAGUGUAGCAAUGGACAGAGAAUGAAAUGUAUCUGGAUAUAUUUUAUUAAAAUUUUUGAACCAGU